GGCGCCGCGUCUAACAAUAUGGCCUUUUGUUAUCCAAGCUAAUAAUUUAAAUUGCCAUGGCGCAGUUCAAACUCCCGUUUACAUGGCUGAUGAUUUUGCAAACGACAAAGCUUUAAUCGAGAAGGGGCUUUACAGUUACUACAACUCUUGAAAACUCGAUCGAAACCUUUCAAAGGUUAAAAUAUUUUUGUAUCUUCGCUGUUAGCAAUUGACACUAUCGGGCUGUGACAGGAUGACAAUAAUUCCGAUGAAACCAAACACGUUCUCAUUGGAGGAAGUUUCAUACCACAACGACGCGUCUUCCUGUUGGAUUGUAAUUCAGGAUAAAGUAUAUGAUUUGACUAACUUUUUGUACGAGCAUCCUGGAGGACUUGAAAUAAUAUUGGAACAUGCAGGUAUGGAUGCAACCACCGUAUUCCACGACAUAGGUCACUCGACGGAAGCCAAAAAGAUUCUCUCGAAAUACUUUAUUGGAGAGCUUAGAGAGACCGACAGAAUCUACAAUGACAAGCCCAAGCCUUAACGGACAAACAAAGUUAAAACGUCGGUUCGAGAUGACUGAAAUUCCGAUGCAGG
Molecule: messenger RNA, 576 nt
Organism: Pocillopora damicornis (cauliflower coral)
Lineage: Eukaryota; Metazoa; Cnidaria; Anthozoa; Scleractinia; Pocilloporidae
Product: cytochrome b5
Cellular component (GO): intracellular membrane-bounded organelle; membrane
Molecular function (GO): heme binding
Source: RefSeq, a predicted model, not a curated record